This is a messenger RNA of Aspergillus candidus, 606 nucleotides long. Its product is annotated as 40S ribosomal protein eS25. Gene Ontology annotation, molecular function: structural constituent of ribosome. NCBI's taxonomy places the organism in Eukaryota, Fungi, Ascomycota, Eurotiomycetes, Eurotiales, Aspergillaceae. The record is from RefSeq and is a predicted model, not a curated record. The transcript is spliced from 3 exons. Gene Ontology annotation, cellular component: cytosolic small ribosomal subunit. Bases 44 to 313 code for a protein of 89 amino acids.
CGCGCAGCUCUUUCCGUCGUCGAACAACCGCAUCACAGACAAAAUGGCCCCCGCAAGAAAGAAGUGGUCCAAGGGCAAGGUCAAGGACAAGGCCCAGCACGCCGUCGUCCUCGAGAAGGCCACCGCCGACCGUCUCAACAAGGAUGUCCAGUCCUACCGUCUGAUCACCGUCGCCACCCUUGUCGACCGUCUGAAGAUCAACGGCAGCCUUGCCCGCAAGGCCCUUGAGGAUCUCGAGGAGAAGGGCCAGAUCAAGAAGGUUGUCGGCCACUCCAAGAUGAACAUCUACACCCGCGCCCCCACCGCCGAGUAAACGUUUCGAACAACGCUGGUUUCCUCUUUUUCUCGCGGUUUUGCUUGUGUUUCCCUUUACCUACGAAUGAUAUCAAUAUUCGAAGUUGGGCGGGCGAAUGAUGGUUGUAUCUGAGUGAAUGACAAAAAAUUCAAAUAAAUCAAUCCCGGAAGUCUAUCCCGACAGAUUCGUACGGUAGCGGAGGCAAAAAGGAGUAGGAACAGACGUUGAUUGAUGUCCGCGGGGACAUACAUAGCACGUAGAUGGAGGACAAGACGACGACAAACAAGAAACAGACUUAUAUGCAACUGUAC